This is a messenger RNA of Nilaparvata lugens (brown planthopper), 1279 nucleotides long. RefSeq names its product protein obstructor-E-like. Gene Ontology annotation, cellular component: extracellular region. The record is from RefSeq and is a predicted model, not a curated record. NCBI's taxonomy places the organism in Eukaryota, Metazoa, Arthropoda, Insecta, Hemiptera, Delphacidae. Gene Ontology annotation, molecular function: chitin binding.
UUUUUUAAAUUAUGAAUGAUUUUUGUUGUGGUUACAGUCAGUGGACAACAAGGACAGAAGAAUGUGCAGGAAGACCCGUGCAAGGUGAAGAGUCGAGUUGUGGCCGAUGCGACGUACUGCGACAGAUACUGGGAGUGUGUGAAUGGCCAGCCCGAGCUCUACGACUGCCCCAACGGACUCGUCUACGCCGGAAAGAACCGCGGAGUCACCGAGGGCUGUGACUACCCCUGGAGAGCCAACUAUUGCGAAGACAAGACGCAAGCAAAUGGUCCAAUAGGCCGAGAACACUGCGACUGGCUGUAUGGCAUUUUCGGACACGAGACAUCAUGCACCAGGUAUUGGACAUGCUGGAAUGGAACCGCCACUGAACAGCUCUGCAUCGGUGGAUUGCUCUACAACGAGAACACCCACUCUUGUGAUUGGCCUGAGAACGUCGAUGGAUGCCAGAAACAUCCGCUGUGUAACGACGAUGCGAAUGGAAACGUGCCGCUGGGGAAGUCGUGCAACCUAUGGCAGUGCCAGGGUGGCUACCCGCGACUGCAGCGCUGCCCCGCCAUGCUGGUCUUCGACCGUCGCUCGCUGCGGUGUGUCGUCCCCCCCACUGAGGACUGCGAAGUACCCACCACACCCCCUCCAGCACCUGGCGAGGAAGAGGACGGUGAACAAAAUCUACCAGUUCAGCCACCAAAACCAAUCAAUGGCAGACAACAACAGAACUACCAACAGCCACCACCCCAACAACAACAGCAACAACAGCAGCAACAGUCACAACAGCAGUACAGAAGGAGCGAAGACCUACCACCAAACCUGCCCAAUCUCCCUCAGGGAGCAAUUCCCAUCCCUGUCAGGGCGCGAGCCAGGAAUUAAAAAGUAACAAGAAAGACUUCUUGGCGAUGACUCUGGACUAAAAUCAUCACAGCAUCAUUGAAUCAUCAAGAUCAUCACCAAAUCAUCAGUAUUUUCAAACUGUAGUAUAAUGUUAGUUGAAUGUAUAAAAUGUGUAAAUUUUCCUAUGUUGAACAACUUAAUUUACUUGAGUCUCGAUUAUCAAAUUUGAGUUCACUGUCGAAUAAUCCCUUUCAAUAAAUUGAUGAGAGAAUUCAUUCAAGAGAGACAGAGAGGAUGAAAGGUGCAGAAAAAGAUAACAUUACUCGGUGAUUCAAUUAUAAGAUUAAUAUUGAUAGAAAACAAAUUUGAAGAUAAAACACUUUCUGAAAAAUAUUUCGGAUUCUUCAAUUAUUCAACUUUAAAACUUAAUUGCUUUAUUGCACACUUUAAC